UUUAUCGACCAGAUAUUUAUUCCCAACACUAAAUUUAAGACGGUAUUUCCAUUUGGACGACAGACUCUAAGAGACCAUAGAUUACAAUAGAAAACCACAACAUCGCCAUGCUUCACGUUACCAAAAGUGCCGUGUGCUCUGCCACAAGUCUGAUGAUGAUGCUCCUCCUGGUACCCGAAACAGAUGGAAGUGGCCAGAUCGAGGUCUUGUUUGUGAGUUAUUCAAGCAACUGCGACCUUGACUACGGUAGUGCGUGUGACCCUAUGUUCACUUUCUGUUUGGGCAGGCCACAAUCAUCACAGACGUAUUUCAAAGAUUACACCUGUACUUAUGGAAAAACACUAUCAAGUACCAGUUAUGGUGACACAAAUUCUAUUUACUUCAAGGACCAGACAAGCAUUGGAGGUCUUCCUAACCCGUGGAUCAUAAAUACAGCUACCUUCUAUGAGCUUUCUGUGAUGAUUGCGGUGGAAAUUUACGACUCUGAUCCAGCUAACGCAGAUGACUUAAUGGUAGUCUUUUAUUCGUCAUUCCCGGUAGCUGUUGCCGCUUCGAGAAACGAAGCUCAGUGGUCAAGACAAGUUUUAAGAGACGGCACAUAUUACAUGGAUUUUGACAUCCGCCUUUACUGUGACCCGGGCUAUUUCACAUCCUUGUGUAACGUGAACUGCAGUCCCCAGAACACAUCGAGUGGUCACUACACCUGUCAGACCGGCACAGGGAAGAAGAUCUGCAUGCAAGGCUGGAAUGGCACGUCGUGUAGUGACGAUAUAAACGAGUGUACCCUGGGGUUCUGUUUGAGGGGAAACUGCACUAAUCUACCUGGUGACUACAUGUGCACCUGCCCACAAAACUACACAGGAAAGAACUGCUCUGUGUUGAAGAACCCAUGCCUGUCAACUUCCUGCCUGAAUGGAGGAACCUGCUACGCUCACCCCACAGAGUACACCUACCGGUGCAGGUGUCCUGCAGGGUGGGAGGGAAAUCACUGUGAGACGAGGACAAAUCCCUGCAACAGUCAGCCAUGUUUGAAUGGCGGACUUUGUAACAGCGACUCAGUUAACGGAGAUAAUUUUACCUGCACGUGUGUGGGGCAACAUGGUGGCGCUAGCUGUGAACACGUGCUUAAUCAGACAGUCACACCCACAACAAAUGGCAGCUACAGUACGUCUACAGUGGGAAUAAACAUAGACAACAGCUCCUCAGUGCCAAACCAGCAAGAACCCACGAAGCCAAUGGUUUUACCAACAUGGGCAAUUGCUGCUAUAGCUGCAGGUGGUGGACUUAUUGUUGUUGUCCUGGUGGUUUCCCUUGUACAUAUCAUCAAAGGGAGAUCUAAGCAGUUUGUUCGGAAUGAUUCAGCGUCUAGACCAGAAAUUUUUCUCGUGGAAUCGUGUGGAGCACAGUUAAGUGCCGACAUAGGCAGCGAGGGCAUCAAAGCUAAAAAUACCUAAAAACGACAAAGCUUUUAAAACAGGUCAAGAAAACAAGAUCUUCAAAGAACCAGAAAAAUUGUUUUCUUCAACCACUUCAUUAGCUCUUGGUAUCUGUGGCAUUUGUAGAAUUUUGUGAGGGGAAAUAAUGGAAGCAGAGCAUUCAAAAAGUUUUCCCAUAGACAUUUUGAGGGUACAGAAGAAAGAAUGCGAUAAGCGCCCUAACACCCCCACAUCUUGCCUAUGCUACUCCCUGAUAGAGAUGCUGCUAACGCUUUGACUCACUGAAAUUUCUUGCCUCUCCACGCUUACAAAUGACAAACAAUUUGUUCCACAAAAACUUUUCACAUUUACAAUGUGUACAUAAUAUGAUAAUACGUUUCACUGGGGUGUUGUUGUUCUAUCUGAAAAUUUGCUAUUUAUAUUUGUAUCUUUGUAAUGUAGUUUUAUAUUUUAAAAACAUAUAUACAUAUCAAUAACAUAAUUGACAUUUUUUUUUAAAAAACCUUUGAAUAUAAGAAUAUAAAUCAUACAAGUUUUGUUAAUGAACAGCCAUGUAUUACUUACAAUAAAAUGUAACCAUGAAUUGAAUUCCCCACCAGUAAGUUAAACUGAUGCAUUAAAAAAAUAUUAAUGUUACUGAGUAGAUUCUGAUUUUUGUAUUAUUAAAUCAAAUAGUUUUAAAUACAUUCAACAACUUUUAUAAUUUAGUUAAUCUUUUACAGACUAAAUCAAUGAUAUAUUUUCAUGUACUAAACCAUAUAGUAUCUCUGUAACAUUUUUUAAAUUCAUUAUACAUUUUUUUAACAUUUAAUCUCAUUAUUUC
Molecule: messenger RNA, 2259 nt
Organism: Physella acuta
Lineage: Eukaryota; Metazoa; Mollusca; Gastropoda; Physidae
Product: delta-like protein 4
Biological process (GO): cell communication; heterophilic cell-cell adhesion; establishment or maintenance of epithelial cell apical/basal polarity
Cellular component (GO): protein-containing complex; plasma membrane
Molecular function (GO): calcium ion binding
Source: RefSeq, a predicted model, not a curated record